AUGGGAUGUUGCUGUUUGUAUACAAGUACAUAAACAUCGAAUUCUCAGACCUAAAAGAAUUAGCAAGAGAGUAAACAUCAUUGUUUAACAUUAUUGAAAAAAUUGAGUUCAAAUAAAUCAUCUUGCUUAUAUGAAUGUGGCAAAUACUAAUAUAUCUAUUAUCUCAAACCAAUAAAUAAUUUCAGUAUUGAGACUAUGGAACUUCUACUUGAAAGAGGAUUUGUGAGAAAUGCUAAGUAUUAUCGAAAAUACAAUCACAACUAGUCUUGUUGUGUAGGCUAUAACACAAGAGUUAACAUAUAAGAAAAUUAGCCAAAAAAAAAAUAGAAGGCUAUAAUUGAUACCUUUGUUAAUUAGGUUAUCAAGCAAUAUCCCAAAGUUGAUUUGGAGGGUUAUGCUCUUUUAAAUUAGGAAGGUGAUUAUCCUUAAUAAAUGAACAAUUAAUAAAAUAAAAAGCAAUUGAAAAAAAUUUAAAAACAUAUCCCUUUGGAGGAUGUUCAAGACAUAAUGAAUUAAGUCUAGUAAGAACUAAUAACAUGUAGCAGAUUGAUAAAUGAAGAGAUCGAUUUGAAUCUAGAUUUUUAGAUCAAAGAUUAAUAACAAUUAAAGAUUUUUGGGAACUCUGAGGAUCUUGGUUAUUACACAAAUCACAACCUAAUAUUGUUUGAUUAAAAUAUACGGGCAUUAAAAUCAAUCUAAAUGGUCCAAUAGUAAUUUAAUUAAAUGAUAGGGGCCAAAUUAAAUGAGAAAGUUAUUUUGGAUAAGUAUAAACUGUUGUAGAAUAAGAAUGGUUAUUUUAAUAUAGUUCAAAUUAGAAGUGAAUAGGGAAUAAAAAACAACAAUAAGAAAUAGGGCAAUUAUUCUGAAUUAAAAAACAAAUAAGCCAAAUAACCUAAAUAAGAAUAGAAGGAAAUUCAGAAAUCAAAAGUUAUUGAUAUUAUAGAUCAUAAGACAUUUACAGUGAAUGAUUUUAGGAUAGGUGAAAUGAGAGUGUCAAUAGUAGAUCCCUACACAAGUGAAGAAAACGCGAAGCUUUAUCUAGAUUACAUGGCUAAAGUUCAUUCUUAAAUUUCAAAUCUUGAAAGUUUUCAAACGUAUUACUCAACGCGCAUUCUAUUGAACGAUUAAUUCUUAUAUAAUUAAGGCGCGAACGUAAAAUUGAACUUAGGUUAGAGGUUUAUGGAAUAUCGUAUAAGAGGAAAAUUGAUUGGAUGUGGAGUCAUAAUAUUAACGAGAUAUCAAUUAUUCAUCAUAGCUUUUGGAAUUGUGGCUGCUUUUGUGGAAAUUGAAUAUGUUAAAAAAAUCAACAAGUAUUUUCCAGAUUUCAAAUAUUCAUCUUUGAGUUAUGUGAUUGCCACUUGCAAAGCGAUGAAUUACAAAUUGUAGUUCACAGGUUUGGAAAUUCAGUGUCCUGAUUCAUAUGUUUGGUUGAAAUACAAUAAGGAAUUGAAGAAAUUGAUGUAGAGCAAUUGUUCGAGGUUGAAUAAGGAGAGAUAAAAUAAAAUGAAUUAUAACUAAGAUUUUUCGUAAGUUUAGGUAUCAGUUUAAAAUGAAAUACAUGAGAUCGACCAAUUGGAUCCCUAGACUUAGAUGGGAGUAAUGGAUAUCUUGUUGUAUAAUAAGGAUGUGCUUGGGGAAGAUCUAAUCAAGGGGUUGACGUUUUGUAUUUGA
Molecule: messenger RNA, 1671 nt
Organism: Paramecium tetraurelia
Lineage: Eukaryota; Ciliophora; Oligohymenophorea; Peniculida; Parameciidae
Exons: 3
Biological process (GO): protein arginylation
Cellular component (GO): cytoplasm
Molecular function (GO): arginyl-tRNA--protein transferase activity
Source: RefSeq, a predicted model, not a curated record